Messenger RNA from Centruroides sculpturatus (bark scorpion), 2853 nucleotides. RefSeq names its product palmitoyl-protein thioesterase 1-like (gene Ppt1). The record is from RefSeq and is a predicted model, not a curated record. Bases 37 to 954 code for a protein of 305 amino acids. Gene Ontology annotation, cellular component: lysosome. Gene Ontology annotation, biological process: protein depalmitoylation; receptor-mediated endocytosis. The transcript has a single exon. Gene Ontology annotation, molecular function: palmitoyl-(protein) hydrolase activity. Lineage: Eukaryota; Metazoa; Arthropoda; Arachnida; Scorpiones; Buthidae.
UGCUUUGUCACAUUUUCGUCACGUGUCUGUUUCAAGAUGGGUUUGUUAGUAAUGUCGUUGUUUCUUUGGGGUUUUCUUUAUUUAUGUUUGGCAUUUGAAACUAAUGAGAUAACGUCAAUCAACGCACCACCCAUAGUAUUAUGGCAUGGCAUGGGCGAUAGCUGUUGCAAUCCUCUCAGCAUGGGUGAAGUUAAAGGAUUUUUAGAGAAAAAUAUCCCUAACGUUUAUGUUUACUCCAUAAAAAUUGGUGAAAAUAUGUUCCAAGAUAUAGAAAAUUCUUUCUUUUUAAACGUCAACAAGCAAAUUGAAGAAGUUUGUGAACAGUUGAAGAAAGAUCCUCAGUUGAAGAAUGGUUAUAAUGCUAUUGGCUUCUCUCAAGGAGGACAGUUCUUAAGAGGUUUGGUGCAACGUUGCCCUCAACCGCAGAUGCUUAACUUAAUUAGUUUUGGUGGACAGCACCAAGGAGUUUACGGCCUUCCGCAUUGCCCGGGAGAAAAUGUUACCAUUUGCAACUUGGUUAGAGAAUUACUUAAUUACGGAGCCUAUACAAACUGGUUGCAAAGCUUCUUAGUUCAGGCCGAAUACUGGCACGAUCCUUUAAACGAGGAGGAGUACAGAGAGAAGAGUGUCUUCUUGGCUGAUAUAAAUAAUGAAAAAAAUAAAAAUCAAACUUAUAAAGAGAAUCUUAUGAAAUUAAAGAAUUUUGUGAUGAUUAGAUUUUCUGAGGACACUAUGGUAGAUCCACCAAUUUCUGAAUGGUUUGGAUUUUAUGAUGAAGGACAAGCCAAGAAAGUUCAUACUCUUCAGGAGAGUAAGUUAUAUAGUGAAGAUUGGCUGGGAUUAAAACAGAUGGACAAACAAGGCAAAUUACACUUUCUAGAAGCUAUUGGAGAUCAUUUGCAGAUAGACAUGAACUGGUUUCUUGAGAAAAUUAUCAAACCCUUUCUAAUGUAGAAAAAUUCUAAUCUGUGAUCGACAGUUUCUAAUUAUUUUCUCAGAUUAUUGUGUGAAAAAAUUUGGCACAAAUUUAAAAAUGAAGCAGUGAAAAUUUUGUUCCAAAUUAUUUUGAAAGUUGGCAGUUUCGUUUCUAUAUAUAUUUUUUCUAGUCUUUUUAUAUGUAAUGCAGAAAUAUUUUCUAUAGUCAUGCAUCUACAUUUAAAUAGAUUUUCAUAUUAUUUUGGAUGUUGAGAAAAUAUGAAAUUCUUUAAAUUUCAAUUCUAAAUGACAUUCUACUUUAGAAAAAUAGCUCAAGUGUAAAUUCAGCUUCAAUUGCUUUUUCUUGGGGUGAGAACUUUAGAAAAUUUGGUUUCUUUUAGGCUGCAUGUCUGUUGUCAUGAGUCAACAAAAAAAUAUAAAAAUCAAGAUAUGACUCCAAAUUAUUACAAAUAGGGUCUUAUGACUAAAUGAAUGUAAAUUAAUUUUUCCUGGUAUAGAAUAUUGUAAGUUAAUGAUAAUUUAGAACUUUUAUUAAUUCUCUGUAGGCCUUUUCUGCUAAUGAGUUAUAAACUUGUCAUCAGAAGCACUUCACACUUGUCAUUAGAAAUUUGAGAAAAAGUUGACUCAAAAAUUGAACUCUUAAAUCUCAAAAAGUCAUUUGAAGUUUAAAGUAAUAAAAUGUAUUUAAUAAUUUUUUCAUUAUCUGGUUUUCAUUAAACUGUUUUGUUUGGAAAUUGUAAAAUCUAAUCUCUUGCUUAUCAAUUAUUUGUUGGAACAUUUAAACUUAACAUCAUAUUUUGACAUUAUUUUCUAUGUCUAAAUCGAAUUCUGUUUUGUAUCAUUUAUUCUGAUAUAUUUCUGUACUAAAGACCUGUUAAUUUAUAAUAAUGUUGUUCUUGUUAUUAAGAGAGUAACAAAUAAAAAAUAUUUUAUUUGAUAAUGUUAAAUGUAUAGAGCUUUCACUGUAAAUUUAAUUACUUGAAUAGAUUAACGCACCCUAUUGUGAAGAUGCUGCUUAUCAUCUAAUUGUUUUUAUGGACAGAAUCAACAAAAGAUGUUUGAAGUUUUUCAAUUUUCUCUACAUUUUUAUAUCUUGACAUACUGAAUAUUAUUUUCCAAAAUUCUGAUGAUAAAGUACAUACUACUACUUCAAAUAUCAUAUUCAAACUUUUCUUGAUUGCCAAGAGAGGAAGUCUAGCCAAAAAACUUUGUCAUUUUCUUCAGAAUACUUAAGAUGUAUAAUUUCUUUGGAUUGCUGUUGGUAAGAUGUCAGCCUUUCAUUGUGGGAAUAUAGGUUCAAAUAUAGUCUGGAUAUCCAUAAUUUUUCACAGGUAUGGGUCAACAUAUCAUUCCUUGUUUAUCAUAUGCUGGCUAGGUCCACUCACAACAUAUGUAGUUGUGACUGAUACAAGGCACCAGCAUGUCUAAAAUUUUCAGCCAUAUCAUGUUAACUUUAUGUAGUAGUAGUCAUUUAAUAUCUAUAUUGCUAAGGACAGUUUUUAAGUAAAUAGACAAAAGGGCUACAAAAAUUAUUACAGAAAACCUGUCUAAAAGGAAAAAAUUUUUUCAGAAUGGAGUGAUUUUCUGCAUUAAAUAUUAUAAAGCCAGAAAAACCUGUCCAAUGAAGAACAAUGGGUUUUUAAGUAUGAAGAAUAUAACUUAAUCGAGAUAAAAUGGUAAAUUAAGAUUCCACUAAAAAAAAAAAUAAGUAAAACUGCUUUGUCAUCACAGAGCAUGACAUACUAUAUUCCAAGAAUAAUUUCAAACUUUAUCAGAGAAAAAAGGUCUUGAGAAUGAGUUCUGAAGAACAAGCAAUGAAUGCAAUUCAUGAAACAACAAGAAUAAGAUUACAGUACUGCCAAUUUGCCUUGUAUGGAGUAGUUAGUAACUCAAGUCAGACUCGAGCGUGGUGCAGAA